Chanos chanos (milkfish) is the source of this 4657-nucleotide messenger RNA. Its product is annotated as alpha-2-macroglobulin. The record is from RefSeq and is a predicted model, not a curated record. Gene Ontology annotation, molecular function: endopeptidase inhibitor activity. Gene Ontology annotation, cellular component: extracellular region. Bases 34 to 4449 code for a protein of 1471 amino acids. The transcript is spliced from 35 exons. NCBI's taxonomy places the organism in Eukaryota, Metazoa, Chordata, Actinopteri, Gonorynchiformes, Chanidae.
CAUUCAGAACUCACAGCUUGCAGGAGGAGCUAAAUGCACUUAGCAAUGGCUAUUCUUGGGACGCCAUUGUGGAGAGGACUGAUCCUAGUGUUUUUUCACUUCUGCUAUACUGCCAAGGGAACUGAACAACCGGUGUUUUUGGUGACAUAUCCUGCCGUCAUACAGCCAGGUACUGAGUCCAAACUGUGUGCCAGUCUUCUACAGCCAAAAGAGACUGUGAUAAUGACAGUUUAUCUGGUCAACAAUGACCAGAACCGAACACUGAUUCAGGAAAGAACGCAAGAAGAGUUUCAUCGCUGUUUUAAUUUUCAGGCUCCUCUACUGCAGGCUGAGUCUAAACAGACCAUUACAGUGGAGGUGCAAGGGGAAUCGUUCCACUUGAAAAAGGAAAGGAAAGUUCUGUUCAAAACCUUCAAAAAAAAUAUGACUUUUAUACAGACAGAUAAACCAAUCUAUAUUCCAGGACACACAGUGCUUUUCAGAAUUGUGUCCAUGGAUUCCAAUUUCAUACCAAUUGAGCAAGUGUACCCAGUAGUGUACCUUGAGGAUAGUCGGCAUAACAGAAUCAGUCAGUGGGUAGAUGUCUCCUCCAAAAGCAAGAUUUUACAGCUUUCUCAUAACUUGGACUCAGAGGCACCUCUUGGCAUGUACCAAAUCAUUGUAGAAAUUGAUGGAAGACAAAUAAGACAUUAUUUUCGUGUAAAAGAGUAUGCUUUGCCAAAGUUUGAAAUAAAAUUGAACUUACCUGAAACAGUAGAAAUAGGUGGAGAGGGGCUAAAAGUAGAAGUGUGUGGAAGAUAUACUUAUGGACAGCCUGUUCCUGGGAAAGUGUUUAUGGAACUGUGCGGAAAAUCACAUGUAUCUUCCCAUUCUCCAUCAUGCCUCACUGAAUCGGUUGAGAUGAGUGACAGUGGCUGUAUCAUUCAUGUCUUCAACAUAUUUGAUUUACUGAAAAACCAAAGUAUAUCUUCAUUUCAUUUUUCUGCUAAGUUAACUGAAGAAGGAACAGGGAUCUCAAUGUCCAAAGAUGGCACUGUGUAUGUAUCUUACAAGCUUGGUGAACUCACAUUUGUUGAUACACCAGAUAACUAUGAACAUGGAGCAAUAAUAGAGGGAAAGAUCAAAGCUAAAUAUGUUAAUGGAACUCCCAUUGCAAACAAGAACAUCUUUCUUUCGGGUGGUCAGUUGUUGUCCCCAACUCUAAUAGAGAAUCUUACCACAGAUGCUAAUGGAAUAGCUCAUUUCUCUGUCAACACAACAACCUUUCCUGCAGCCCCUCUUAACCUCUUAGCAAGCGAUACUACCAAACAUUCUCAUAACUGGUAUGACAGACCCCACAUUAUAAAUGCAUUAAGAAUCAUUGACCUGGCACAACCCCACAGACCUCACACACCCACAAGAGGUGAACUUACUGUAGAAGACUUGGAGGAGCCACUGAAAUGUGACACAGACGUACCAGUAACUGUCAGACCUCACACACCCACAAGAAGUGAAGUCACUAUUGAUAACAUGGAGGAGCCACUGAAAUGUGACACAGACGUACCAGUAACUGUCAGGUACGCUAUUGUUGGUGAAGCCAAAAAGAAUGGGUCCUUAAGCAUAAUCUACUUGGCAUUAUCCAAUGGAGAGAUUGUUCAGUAUGGAGCCAUGAAGGUUACAGUAAAGGACUCUGAUAGAGUGAAUCAAGGCAAAGUUUCUUUCACACUGCAUGUCAGUGCUGAGACUGCUUCUUGGGUGCAGAUUUUGGUAUACUGUGUUCCACCAAGUGAGACUGUUAUAACUGGCCACAAAGAUUUCAGAACAGAGCAGUGUUUCAGAAAUAAGGUAUCUUUGCAGUUUUCUCCGUCCAAGGCCGUUCCAGGUGAAGAGAACACCCUGCAACUCUCAGCUGAGCCAGGCUCACUGUGUGGUCUCAGUGCUGUGGAUCAGAGCGUGCUCAUCUUGGAAUCAGGGAAACGUCUGAGUGCUGAUAAGAUCUUCAGGAUGCGGCCGCCACCACAUCAUCCAGUUGAACUUGACAGUGACCAUGACUGUGUUCAUGUCAGAGACCGCCGAUAUGUGUUACCAUUCCCUGGUGCAGUAGACAUUUCUGCUCUCAGUCUUUUCAAGAGAAUGGGAUUGAACUUGGCCACAAACGCAAUUGCAAGAAUUCCUCCCUGUGUAGUGUACAGAGGAAACACUUAUCACUUGAGUGGUGAGAUCUUACAAAUUUACCCUGAGGGCAGCAGAGGAUUUGGCAUGGCAGGAGGAAGUGGGAUGCGUCCAACUGAGACAAUCCGCUCCUUCUUUCCAGAGACUUGGAUCUGGAAUCUUUUAGAAGUAGGGGAAUCUGGAUCUGCACAACUGCCUGUUACUGUCCCUGACACCAUCACCACCUGGGAGACAGAGGCCUUUUGUCUGUCCUCCAAGGGCUUUGGUCUGGCUGCCCCAGCCGAACUCACCGUCUUCCAGCCUUUCUUCCUGGAGCUCUCCCUUCCUUACUCCAUAAUCCGAGGAGAACUGUUUGAGCUAAAGGCCACUGUCUUCAACUACCUGUCAAAGAGCAUUAUGGUUAAAGUAACUCCAGCCCCUUCCUCAGACUACACUCUAAAACCCUCCUCAGAUGGCCAGUAUUCUUCUUGUCUGCGUGCAAAUGGUAGGAAGACCUUCAGAUGGACUCUGAUACCCUCUGUGCUGGGGGUCCUGAAUGUGACUGUAAGUGCAGAGGCAGAAGCAUCUCAGUCUCUGUGUGACAAUGAGAUUGUGACUGUACCAGACAGAGGCCGCAUUGACACAGUUACACGAACUCUGCUGGUGAAGGCUGAAGGCACUGAAAAGACCAACAGCUACAGCUGGUUGCUUUGUACCCACGGAAACACUGUGACAGAGGAGGUAGAGCUCGCUCUGCCUGAAGUUGUGGUAGAGGGAUCUGUUAAAGCUUCAGUCUCAGUCCUUGGAGACAUUUUGGGCCGUGCACUACAGAAUCUUGAUGGAUUGCUGAAGAUGCCGUAUGGGUGUGGGGAGCAAAACAUGGCUCUUCUCUCCCCUAACAUCUACAUCCUGCAGUACCUAGAGAGCACUGAGCAGCUCACUUCAGCCAUUCGAGAAAGGGCCACUGGUUUCCUUAAAAAUGGAUACCAGAGGCAACUUAACUACAAGCAUUCUGAUGGAUCCUAUAGUGCAUUUGGUGUAGGUGAUGGGAAUACAUGGCUUACAGCUUUUGUCAUGAGGUCCUUUGGCAAAGCCCAAACUUACAUUUUUAUAGAGCCACGCCACAUUACUAGUGCAAAGCAAUGGCUAGUAAGUCAACAGAGACCAGAUGGUUGCUUCAUGAGGAAAGGUCGUCUUUUUCACAACAGAAUGAAGGGAGGGGUGAGUGAUGAUGUGACUAUGACCACAUACAUUGUUGCUGCAAUGCUUGAGCUGAACAUAUCAGUGAUGGAGCCCUCUGUGAGUAAAGGCUUGUUGUGCCUAAAGUCCUCCAUCAGUAAUCUAACAAAUAACUACGCCACUGCUUUGCUCGCCUACACCUUCAGCCUGGCUGGGGAAAAGGAAAUACGCUCUCAGCUUCUGCAAAAACUGGAUGAUGUGGCCUCAAAAGAGGGUGGUCAACUCUCCUGGUCCCAGUCAAAUUCAGAACAAUCAGAGUCCUUGGCAGUGGAGAUGAGCUCUUACGUGCUGCUAGCAGUUCUCACUAAUUCCCCACUCUCUACUGCUGACUUAGGUUAUGCCAGCAGGAUUGUCAGUUGGCUGGUUAGGCAUCAAAACCCCUACGGAGGGUUCUCCUCCACCCAGGAUACGGUGGUGGCACUACAGGCCCUGGCUCUGUAUGCCACAAAAGUGUUCAGCUCAGGUAGCUCUGCAACGGUGACAGUGCAGUCUGCCAGUGGAGCAAGUCACCUUUUUGAUGUGGACCAGAGCAAUACACUGCUGUACCAGGAGAGGGCGCUACAGGACAUACCAGCAAAAUAUAGUGUUGAAGUGAAAGGCUCUGCCUGUGUCUCUGUACAGAUGGCCGUGUUCUACAACAUCCCAACACCCAAAAAGGACUCUGUUUUCAGUGUUGAAGCAAAGACUGAGGAGAACUGCACAAAGUCUCCACAAACUCUGGUCAUCAAAAUCACAGUCCAAUAUAAUGGGUCACAGGAGAGCACCAACAUGGUCAUUGUGGAUAUAAAAAUGUUGUCAGGGUUCAUAAUCGAUGAAACUUCUUUGAAAACUUUGAGGCGUUCUGUACUUGUGAGUCGUGUGGACUCCCAAGAUGACCAUGUCAUCAUGUAUUUGGAAGAGCUUCCGAAGGCUAUUCCUCUUCAUUAUACUCUAUCUGUUACUCAGCAAGUCCCAGGGAAGAAUCUCAAGCCAGCAGUGAUAAAAGUCUAUGACUACUAUCAAACCAGUGACCAGGCUGAAACAGAAUAUUCUUUCCAGUGUACAGGCAAGGAACCUGACAUAUCACACAAUGAAGUGUGAUUGACUUUGUCAGAUGAGGCAUACUUUCUUUCAUUCAUUCAUUCAUUCAUUCAUUCAUUCAUUCAUUUCUAAGCUGCUUACCCUAAUCAGGGUUGCAGGAGGUGAUGGGACCUAUCCCACCACUCAUUGGACAAAAGGCAGGGAAACACCCUUGAUAGGACGCCAGUCCAUUGCAGGGGAGACACACAGACAAGCACAUUCACAGACA